Messenger RNA from Cutaneotrichosporon cavernicola, 1935 nucleotides. RefSeq lists its product as uncharacterized. Gene Ontology annotation, biological process: regulation of transcription by RNA polymerase II. Gene Ontology annotation, cellular component: chromatin. The transcript is spliced from 3 exons. Bases 1 to 1935 code for a protein of 644 amino acids. The record is from RefSeq and is a predicted model, not a curated record. Gene Ontology annotation, molecular function: RNA polymerase II cis-regulatory region sequence-specific DNA binding; DNA-binding transcription factor activity, RNA polymerase II-specific. Lineage: Eukaryota; Fungi; Basidiomycota; Tremellomycetes; Trichosporonales; Trichosporonaceae.
AUGUCACUCACGACAACUGCGCCGCUGAGCUACUCCGACCGCCCCCCUGCCUCGCACCUGUCCUACCCUCCGACGGACAACCGCCCAUUCCAAAACCACAACGCUCGCCCCGGCUCCGCGCACGGCGUGCCUCCCUUUGACGUGUCGUCUCCCGAGCGUCUUCACUCUUCCGGCGCCGGCGCCAACGUCAUUCCAAGAGUCCCCCUACACGACAUGGGCCCAGCCCCAGGCUCAUCUCACGGCUACCCUUCCCAGCCUGUACCCCAGAUGGGUGCUGCCCCUUACCCACCCCAGCCUGCCGCUGGUCAACAAUACUACGGCAUGCCCCCUCAGCCCGCAGACACCACGCCGCCGACCUCGGCCGGCAAUGGCAGGGCACCUGCUGGCAGCUUCACAACCGACGGUGCCCCUAUUGUCCCUGUGGGCAUUAGCGGUGGCAAGAUGUUCCGUUGCCGCGGCUUUGGCGAAUGUGACAAGGUGUUCACACGCUCCGAGCAUCUUGCUCGUCAUGUCCGCAAGCACACCGGAGAGCGUCCCUUCCCUUGCCAUUGUGGAAAGGCCUUUUCGCGUCUCGACAACCUGCGCCAACAUGCUGCCACCGUCCACGCGGACCAGACGUCGCUGAACGAGGCCAUGCUGGCGUCGCUAGCUUCGGUUCAUGCUGCUUUGUCGCAGCGGGCAAACCGUGAGCAGAGGCGCCGCGGCGAGGUUGUCGAGGUUCCGAAGAAUGCCGUCGAGAGGCCGCGUGGUGAGCGCAACAAGGCUGGUCAGCAGCAAGUUCCAGGUGUAGCUCCUGGCGGGGUCCCUCCUCCGGGUUACCCUCCGGGAGCCGUCUACCACCAGCCUCCACACGGCCAGUGGGCUCCCCCUCCGCCUCAUCACGACGGCCGCCCGCACACUGCAGGCGGCGGCCCAGCUCCAGGCUGGGGUAUGGAGUACCCUGGCUACCCCGGCCAGCCUCCAGUAGGUGACGGCCGCCCUCCGACUGCCGGUUCGGCCACCUUUGGCGACGACGCAGGACCAAGUCGGCGUCCUCCAUCGUCAGCUGGUUACCCUCCCCACGGCGACUACUACCCGGGCGGGCCGCCUGGCUCGUCUCACGGCCGUCCCCCAACCGCGGACGCUCCUCCUGGCACGGCCGGCUCUGGCGACUCGAACGCUGCUGCCGGAUACCAAUACCGUCCGGUCUCAUCGAACGGGCCUCCUGGCCACUACGCUGACUCGGAACCACCCACCUCGUCCCACGGUCCUCCUCCGCACUCGCCCAUGUAUCCCCACCCUGGAGCAGCAGGCGUCGCGCCCGGCGGCAAUUGGGCAUCCCCCUCGACAUCUCACUCCGCCUACCCGUCGGGUGACCCUAGCAUGUACCCCCAGAACCCCGCCUUGGUCGGCCAGGAAGGUGCUCACCCGUACCCGCCGGGCGCUCCGCAAGACGGACAGUACGGCCCGCCGCCUCCUGGCUCGUCUGGUGGCUACCACUACCCCGCUCAACAGGGCUACCCGUACUACGGCCAGCAGUCCCCUGCCCAGCAGCAGGCUGCUCAGUUCGCCAAUGCUUCUCUUCCCCCGGGGUCAGGACCUGUGCAGCCUGGGCACGAUGGCCGCAAGCGGCGCGCCGAUGAAGACGCAGGCGGCGAGCGCAAGCAGCUUCGCAGCAGCAACGGGCCAAAUACUGGCGACCAGCGGCCUGCUACGGCGGGUAGUCAAUCAGGUGAGACCCCAAUGUGGCUUCCGCCAACCACCGAGCGUCGCCAAUCUCUCUCAAUAAACGCCCUGGUGGAAUCGCAUGAUGGCCGCGCGUCCCGUCCGCAGACGGGUGACGCUGCCCACCCUGGCGCGUUCUCGUAUCCGUAUCCCGGAGCGCCAGGGCCGGCGACCGACGCGACCGGCGCGCGUCCACCCACCAACGACAAGAAGGCCGUUCCCGCCGAAUAA